CAUCCCUGGCCCCCUUUCCCCACUCUGGUUGCUUAAGGACUUUGAGAAAGAUAAUUUGGGGCUCAGUUUUAGAUAUAAAGUCUAGUUUCUUCCCUAGGGAGGACCAUAAUUAUAUAGGGGUGACAGAACUCACAGAUAGACAGGCAGAGGUGACCGCUGAGUCAGGCAGGAUGAGAAGGUGUAGGGGAUUGGAGAGUAAGUGCUGACUUGGUUCCAAGAUGGGAUGGCCCGGUGGGCUGGGCCAGAGUGGUCAAGAAGGUCCUCAGGGAAGUGGUGGUGCUUGAGCUGUAGGUUGGAGGUUGAGGGACAUUGAGGCAGGUGGGGAGCAGGAUGAUUGUGGGAGCACAAUAGUGGCUUAAAAAGCUGAGAUUUGCAGAGGGGUGCAAGUGAAACUGCAGGGCCACUACUGGGGCACUGAGUUGAGGGUCUGAUCCUGUCCUUUGGGUCGUGGGGAGUCUUGGAAGGUUCUGGAAUAGACAAGUGGUGCUAUUGGGAUACUCGUUAGGAAGCUUACUCUGAUGGCAGUGUUCAGGCCGUUGGACAGGGAAGUCAUGAAGACCUAGGAGACCAUCUAGGAAGCAGCUGCCUUCCUGUCCUCUACUGACCUGAAAAACAGAGCAUAGCAAUGACAGUGGCUUCAGUCUCACUCUCCAGAGCCUGCGGGGGCCUCAGCCUGAAGCAGGAGGCUCUUGGAGGUGGUUUGCAAGGAUGAGUUCAGUUGCAUUUUGUCUUGAGCACAUGGCCAGUCUCUUGGUGACCUGGGCUGCACGCUGUGCCCCACUGGGUUGAGCAGUCAGCACAUGGGGUCCUGGACUUUGGCAUCAGGGGUGGGGCUUCUGUGGGGAACCCAAGUCCACAGUGCCAAGUGCCCUGUGCCCCAUAGAUUCAGCCUCUUUUGGUUCAACCACCCUGGAGAUUCCAGCAUCUGAGUGGGCACCCGCGGACGCUUGGCCCCAGGCCUACCAUAUGUGAAGGCAGAUUGUGCAGGAGCCCACACACUGUGAAUGGAGAGCUACGCAUGUGCCACUUCCUCCCCUUCCUGUGUCCCCCACAAAAUUGCCUCCAUUGGCCUCCUCCAGUGCCAGAAAUUCUGUGACUUUGGCUCUUCAAUCAAAAUGGGAAAGGAUCUCAGAGAUGAUUUUGUUCAGCUUCUUCAUUUUAUAAUACUCCAUGGUUUUUUUUUUUUUUUUUUUUUUUUUGAGACAGAGUCUCGCUCUAUCACCAGGCUGGAGUGCAGUGGUGUGAUCUCAGCUCACUGCAACCUCCGCCUCCCGGGUUCAAGCGAUUCUCCUGCCUCAGCCUCCCGAGUAGCUGGGACUACAGGCUCAUGCCUCCACACCCAGCUAAUUUUUGUAUUUUUAGUAGAGAAGGGGUUUCACCAUGUUGGCCAGGAUGGUCUUGAUCCCUUGACCUUGUGAUCUGCCUGCCUCGGCCUCCCAAAAUGCUUACAGGCGUGAGCCACCAGGCCCAUCCAUGGUUUGUUUUAUAUAGACUUCUUCAUUAAACAGUCCACAGCAAUGGCAGCAGCUCAAACAAUAUUAAAAAUGUCGGACAAUGGAAAAGUCUUUUUUUCCCCAAAAAAGCAUGAGAACAUGGGGUUAAAGGAGAGGAGGAAGAAACAUGGGCCCUGACAUUGGGCUUGGGCUUGAAUACUUUCUCUGCUCUUCACAAUAUCAGGGCAGGUUGUAAAUCUAAUCUCCCUAGGUUCAGUUUCCUCAUCUGUGAAAUGGGGAUACUAAUGCCCAUCUAUAGGCUUUUGGGAGGAUUUGAAAUAACAUGUAAAUCUGUCACCGUGCCUGGAACAUAUAUAUAUUUUAAUCCAUUGGCAAAAAUUUUAAUAAGAUAAUGCCUUACAAUAUUUGGAGGGUAUUACUAAUGGAGGUAGUUCCACCUGUUUUUAAAUUGCUUCUCUGAGAUGUGAUUUUGCCUUCUGUCCCGAAAUUCCCCUGGUAGUUGACUCAGGGAAGCAUGAGCAGCUUUCCCCAUCCUCUGAUGGCUGUAGGAUUCAUUGCCAUGAGAGCAAGGGGCUAAGUUACAUGGCUGUGGGUUACACAACUGGGGACCUGGCUGAGCCAGGUUGUCAGCAAUAACCACACAACAGAGAAAAGCUGAGCCUCCAUAAACAUAUCCCAGAUUUCAUAAUCAGAAAGUCCAGACAGAGCUAUUUUUAUUUUAACAGGCACAUAACUUUUGAGUAAGUAUGGGCGUGAGGUGGCACCACACACUUUUCAGUGCUUGAGCCUCUAAAUAUCUGAAUCCAGUCUUGAAUAAAUCAGUUUACAUAAUUCUUAAAUGUUCUGUUUCCUUAGGUUCAAGGCUGUGUUCAAUUCUAGCUUAACCUGCAAGGUACAAAGAUUCUGCAAGGCUGACUGAGUCCAGGAAGCUGCCCUUGGCUACUCCAAGGCCUUGUUAGUGAUUACAAAUUUAGCACAGUUAAGCACUUGUUUUUUUUAUUGUUGUUGUUGUUUGUUUGUUUGUUUUUUGAGAUGGAGUCUCGCUCUGUCGCCCAGGCUGGAGUGCAGUGGCGUGAUCUUGACUCACUGCAACCUCUGCCUCCUGAGUUCAAGCAAUUCUCUGCCCCAGCCUCUUGAGUAGCUGAGAUUACAGGUGUGCGCCACCACAGCAGGCUAAUUUUUUUGUAUUUUUAGUAGAGACAGGGGUUCCACCAUCUUGGCCAGGUUGGUCUUGAACUCCUGACCUCGUGAGCCACCCGCCUUGGCCUCCCAAAGUGCUGGGAUUACAGGCACGAGCCACCGUGCCUGGCCUUAAACAUUAUUUUAACGUGUAUUUUUAUUAUGGAAUUAUAGACUACAAAAGAAUAUGGAGAACAAUAUAACAAACAUUCAUGCAGUCAUGACUGAGAAUUAGCAGUGUUAACAAAUGUUAACAUCCUGCCACAUUUACUUCAAAUCUUUUCUUUUGAAAAAAUAAAUUAGACAUAAAAAGUUACAGCACUCCGUUUAAGCACUUGAUUUUGCCCUAUCUUGUUUGCUAAUAUUUCCAUGUGUGUUAGUGUAAUUAUCUCAAUUUUAUGGUGAGCAGUUUGGAAACAAGAGUUUGCUCUUUGCUGUUACUUGGCCCAGCAACUACCAGUUCCUAAUGCAUAGUAGAUGCUCAAUAAAUGUUGUAUAAAUGAAUGAGUGAAUAAAAUGUUUUAUUUUUAAAAUUUUUAAAAAAAUUUAUUUUAUUUAAUUAUUAUUUUUGAGACAGAGUCUCACUCAGUCACUCAGGCUGGAGUGCAAUGGUGCAAUCUCAGCUCACUGCAGCCUUUGCCUCCCAGGUUCAAGCAAUUCUUCUGCCUCAGCCUCCCAAGUAGCUGAGACUACAGGUGUGCACCACCAUGCCUGGAUAAUUUUUUUUUUUUUUUUAAGUAGAGAUGGGGUUUCACUAUGUUGGUCAGGCUAGUCUCAAACUCCUGACCUUAAAUGAUCCUCCCACCGUGGCCUCCCAAAGUGCUGGGAUUACAGGCGUAAGCCACUGUGCCCAGCCAUGAAAUGUUUUUUCCUUUUGUCAUCUUCCUUUAUACCUCCACACACCUUCCUCAUUGGGUUUCUUUGACUAAUAAUAGAUCCUAUCCUUAGCUCAGGAAUGGAAUUUAAAUUACAUAAUACAUUGGUUUUGAAAAUUAUGCAAUUAGGUUUUUUUGAGAUAAAUGAGUAAACAUUGCUAAACCAAAAGAAAGAAUAAACUUUAAUUCCACCUACAAAUGUAACAAGCUUUCUGGUAUAAAAGCUUACAGAAAUGGAACUACUACAGGGUAUCUCCUUUUGUAGCUUGUUCCCCUGCCUCCCCAUUUAAUAAUGAGUGUCUAAGUCAUCAUAUUUUCUGCUUAGUAGUCCCUCGCUUCUAUAGUCCUGGGAGGGGACUGCCAUGUGAAGGGACAUGUGGUCUCACCACAGGUAGGAGGAUGACAGUGUGGCUGGCUAGCUGACCCUUCACGCAUUCCGUGGGAAGAAGUCUAGCUGGUUAGACUAUUUUUGAAGGACCCAUGAGUUUCAUAGCAGACUCCUGGGCUGGACAUUGAUUUGAUAUGUUUGUGAACUAGAUAGUUUGCAAAAUCUCGGGUGGAAAUAUUACUGUUUUCGUGGCCUCUAGGCUGUUUGGUAAAGGCUUUUAGGAGUAGAAGCAUUUAGAGUUAGCCCUUGGUUUAAAUCUUAGCUUGGCUACUUGUUACCUGGGCAAGCUACUAAACCUCUCUAAGCUGCAUAUUUCAUCAGCUGUAAAUGGAGAUAAUGAGGUUUUCUUUCUUCCUUCCUUUCUUUCUCUCUCUCUCUUUUCCUUCCUCCCUUCCUUCCUUCCUCUCUCUCUUUCUGCCUUUCUUUCUUUCUUUCAUCUUGCUCUGUCACCCAGGCUAGAGUGUAGUGGCAUGAUCUCUCCUCACUGCAACCUCUGCCUCCCAGGUUCAAGUGAUUCUCAUGCCUCAGCCUCCCAGAGUAGCUGUGAUUACAGGCACGCUCCACCAUGCCCAGCUAAUUUUUGUAUAUUUAGUAGACACGGGAUUUCACCAUGUUGGCUAGGCUGGUCUCGAACUCCUGACUUCAAGUGAUCCACCCGCCUCGGUUUCCCAAAGUUCUGGGAUUACAGGUGUGAGCCACCAUGCUUGGCCUGAUCAUGAGAUUUUCUGCAUGAGGCGUUUGUAGGAAUUGAGACCAUUUAUGUAAAGGGCUGGGUUCAUAAUAGGUGCUCAAAGUGUCUCUCUUCUAAAUAAACUAAACACAAAUUUUCUCCAAGAAAUACCUUGGUGAUCUCUUUGAAAGGAAACAAUCACUUCAAUAAAUAAAUAAAUGGAUAAAUGAAUAACUAUUGAAUCAGAACCAGACCGGAGCGCUUCUGUUUUUUGAAUGGACUAAGAACUGGACAGGCAUUUUGCUUUGGCUCCGGCCUCUGCCCUGCGAGUUGUACCUUUUCCUCUGAGCUCCCCACUGCUGUGGAGCCUGAAGAGUAUGAGAACGGGGUCUACUGUCACUCAGCAAAGCAUCGCUGGAGCACUUCAUGUGUGCAGCUCUCUGCUGGCAGGGCCCCAAGGGGCCUCCUCAGCCUAGGGUCUGGCUGGGAGACUAAGCUGACACAUGGGAGGUGAGCUAGACUUCUGAAGAGGGAGGUGCGUGGGCAUCAUAGAAGAAGGCUCAGAUCUGUGAUACUUGCAGUCAAGGACUUUGAAGGCAACUGAAACAGUCCUCUUGAAAGAUGGGAACAGAGGCCUUGAGAGGUACAGAGACUCAGGCACUCAGCCUAUUAGUGGAGAUAUGGAUGGAUCAGUUCCCAGCUCCAGUGACCAUCUGCUGCCCCAUUCCCUUAGCUUAGAGGCUAUUUAUUAUUAAGCGUUUUAUUGAAAAAAAAAUUUCUGCUUUUUUCUUCUUUUUUUUUUUAGAUGGAGUUUUACUCUUGUCACCCAGGCUGGAGUGCAAUGGCACGAUCUCGGCUCACUGCAACCUUCACCUCCCAGGUUCAAGUGAUUCUCCUGCCUCAGCCUCCUGAGUAGCUGGGAUUAUAGGCACCUACCACCAUGCCCGGCUAAUUUUUGUGUUUUUAGUAGAGACAGGGUUUCACCAUGCUGGCCAGGCUGGUCUUGAACUCCCGACCUCAGGCAGUCCGCCUGCCUCGGCUUUCCAAAGUGCUGGGAUUACAGGCGUGAGCCACUACGCUCAGCCUUCUGCUUUUUUCAUUUGUCUUCUUCUCCCUGCAUUCUUUUUUUAAUUGUUUCACUAUUUAUUUAUUUAUUCAUUUAUUUAUUUAUUCUUUCAUUCAUUCAUUCAUUCAUUCAAGACAGGGUCUCACUCUCUUGCUCAGGCUGGAGUGCAGUAGUGUGAUCUCAGCUCACUUCAACCUCCACCUCCCAGGAUCAAGGGAUUCUCCCGCCUUAGCCUCCCAAGUAGCUGGGACUACAGGCGAGUGCCACCACGCCCAGCUAAUUUUUGUAUUUUUUGUAGAGAUGGGGUUUCACCAUAUUGUCUAGUCUGGUCUCAAACUCCUGAGCUCAGAUGAUCCACUCACCUCGGCCUCCCAAAGUGCUAGGAUUAUAGGCAUAAGCCAUCAAGCCUGGCCUCACUAUUUAUUUAGAGAAAUAUUCCACAUCCAUGAUUCUGUCCAGUUAAAAGUUCUUUCUGAGGCGAUGCUGUUGGCUUUGGCCAAUCGGAAAAUGGAAUAAUCUGACUCACGCAUCCUGCGAAUGGCCCUCUGGAUAACGGGUUUUAAACUGGUCAUUAAACCUGCCCGUAACCUUGUCAAUCUCGCCCAUGCCCUUUAGCAUGGAUGCAUGGUCCUUGGCACUGAUGGUUGCUGGUGGAGCAUUUCCAUGGGAGGUACAGGUUUAUGAACUCACUGGCAUUGUUCUACAUAUUGAGACUACACUGGGCAUGAGCAGAGAAAGCUGUUUUGUUUUAUUUUGUUUUGUUUUGUUCUCUGACCGUUAAAGUUUUCUUCACAUGCUGAUGGUCUUAAUAACUUGUUUAUAUUUAAGGGCCAGCCAGUCACUAGAAGGUUUCUUGGAAGCUCUGUGGAUUGUUAUAGAUAGCGAUUCUCAACUGGGGCAAUUUUGCCCCCAGGAGACAUUGGCAAUGUCUGGAGACAUUUUUGAUUGCCGCAACAGGAGGGUCCAGGGUACAAUGCUGCUGGCAUCUAGUGGUAGAGAGCAGGGAUAUUGCUCAGCAUCCUAUAAUGCACAGGACAGUCCCACAACAAAGAAGUAGCCAGCCCCAGAUGCCAUAGUGCCAGGCUGAGAAAGCCUGCCCUGGGGCAAUUAAGCAGGCACCAACCCUUUCCUCCAUAUCUGUUUCUUUUGAGCAAAUCAGUUUCCCUCCUGAGAAAGCCAUCCCUCAACAAACCUGGAAGGCAGAGUGUGUGACCCAAGCAUUCAGAAGCCAAGUGCACUCAGUAAGCAGACUUUCAGGCAACCCACUGUUUUCAGUGCAGAGUCUCUGAUAAGAGAAAACAGCACAGAACUUCUGUGAGUCAGUUUCCCCAGAAAGCAAUCUCCUGACACCUGUGAGGUGGGCAGGUGGAGUGGCCAGGCUGCCUGGGCUUGGGAAGAGGGCCUGGUAUGGGAAUUCACAGGGUGUUGGGGAGAGGGUUGUCUAACUGCUUUUUGUGCAGACUUCAAACAAUGCUGCUCUUAGCUCCAUUGUGCACUCCCACCUUCCCUGGCCCUGGGGACCUUCCAUUCCUGAGCCUUCCUGAGUUGUUCACUGCGAGUAGAUCUGCUUUUUGCAGGAAGUAAGAUGUCCACUGUCUGGUGGAGGUCCAUGACCUUGUGCUUUUCAUCAUCCAGCAUGUUAUUGCUGGCCACUUCUAUGGCCUUCUCCCAACAUGCAUGCCUGUAUUUAUCCCUUUGCUGUCAUUUUAGUGAGGGUUGGGGAAGGAGUGGAGAUAAACAUGUGCUGAGUGCACGUCUUGAACCAAAAGUGGUAUCCUUGUGUGCUGGAAUACUGUAGAUUUUAUUAAAAGCUCUGAAGUGUGUCUGGUUUUUGAGGAGGACAAAAUGUGCUGGCGCUCUUUUGGUUUAACUGGAGGCAGGAAUUGAGGGAUGGCACGGUAUAGGAGGUAGAAGAGCUCUGCGACCUUUGUCUCGCGAAGUCUCAAUGUCCUUGUGUGUGAAAUGCGUGCUCUCAGCCCUGCUGGUACAGAUGGAAUGAGGGGAUGGGUGCAGAACCACAGAGAGCACUGCAGAGGGCUGUGGUUUAUGAUCGCCAUCCUCAUGGUUGGAGUCAGUACCAUCGCUUCCUUUAAUUGCAUGACCAAGGCAAUGUGUCACUUGGGCACAGCAACGGAAUGCAGCUCUCUGGUAGGCAGGCUUAACCCAGCAAAUGAGCAUGAGUACCGACUGCCUCGUUUUCUUGCCAGAGGCCUCCAGUUUGGUUGGCAGAGUGGUGACCAGCUGACCAAUUGGACGGGGCUCUUUAAUGUCACGGAUGAUCCAGCAGUGCAGAGCGGCAGUGACUCCAGCUCCAGGUACUUUGAAUUUUAUGAGGGGCCUUUUGAAUAUAACUCCACAAGAUGCCUGGAGCUGAGGCACGAAAUAUUGGAAGUGAAGGUGCUGUCCAUGGUGAAGCAGUCAGAGCUGUUCGACAGGUGGAAGAGCCUCCAGAUGUGCAAAUGGGCGAUGAACAUCUCUGAGGCCAACCAGUUCAAGUCUACUCUGUCCAGGUGCUGCAACGCCCCUGCCUUUCUCCUCACCACCCAGAAGAACACUCCCCUGGGGACAAAGCUCAAGUAUGAGGUGGACACCAGCGGCAUCUACCACAUCAACCAGGAGAUCUUCCGCAUGUUUCCCAAGGACAUGCCCUACUAUCGGUCCCAGUUUAAGAAGUGUGCUGUGGUAGGCAACGGAGGCAUCUUGAAGAAUAGCCGCUGCGGGAGCGAGAUCAACAGCGCCGACUUCGUCUUCCGGUGCAACCUGCCCCCCAUCUCAGAGAAGUACACCAUGGACGUGGGGGUGAAGACGGAUGUGGUCACUGUGAACCCCAGCAUCAUCACAGAGAGGUUCCACAAGCUGGAGAAGUGGCGGCGGCCGUUCUACCGCGUGCUGCAGGUGUACGAGAACGCGUCGGUGCUGCUGCCUGCCUUCUACAACACGCGCAACACCGACGUGUCCAUCCGCGUCAAGUACGUGCUGGACGACUUCGAGUCGCAGCAAGCUGUCUACUACUUCCACCCGCAGUACCUGGUCAACGUGUCGCGCUACUGGCUCAGCCUGGGGGUGCGCGCCAAGCGCAUCAGCACCGGCCUCAUUCUGGUCACUGCGGCGCUGGAGCUCUGUGAGGAGGUGCACCUCUUCGGCUUCUGGGCCUUCCCCAUGAACCCCUCGGGCCUCUACAUCACUCACCACUACUAUGACAACGUCAAGCCGCGUCCCGGCUUCCACGCCAUGCCCUCCGAGAUCUUCAACUUCUUGCACUUGCACAGCCGAGGCAUCCUCCGCGUGCACACGGGCACCUGCAGCUGCUGCUGAUGGCUGCCCGCCAGGCUGCCCGACAAGCGGUGUCUCCUCUCCUGCUGUCCCUCCCGGUGGAACUGGGAGCCCCGAACCGGGCAGCGUGGGGGCCUGGCGUUCAGGCUGUCUCCCCCUCCGUAGUUCACCUCUGUACUUGGAUCCUGGGGUGGGGAGGUAGGGUUAGGAACCGGGGCAGAGUCAGCUCUGUGCUGAGCCUCCUGGCCUGGCCCCCACCGGUGCGUCCGCCCCGUGCCUCCACCUGCCCUGGCUAGCAUGCUGCUGGGCCACACCCCAAGAUCAGGGGCCCAGGGGACGGCAAGUGAAUAAAGCACAUUUCCACCCAAUUUUGUCAUCUGAGAGAGAGCACAAACUGCAGGCCCUUGUUGCAGCUGAAGGAAGGCCCUACAGAGAAUGGAAUCGAGAGUGGAGACAGGACACCUCACAGGACACUUAAGCACAGUCAAGAUUUUAUUCACACUUUUGGUUCCUGAGUUUUAUAUCGAGGACUUAGCUGUGAAUUGCUAUCUAAAUCUCAGAGCUUAGAAGCCAACCCAGUGACUAGACCUUCCAGUGAAGAAAGUGAUCUCAAGAGGUCCAGGGACUUAACAGCCAAGCCACACCACCCGACAGGUUCUUCUGUGACACCGAGAGAUCUAACGCAAGGCCUGGGUUAUGUCUUAGUCAAGAUGUCAUCAUCUGAGAAGCACCACAUCCUUUCAGACACAUCCUCGGACACACACGCAGUCUUGGUGCCCCCAGGUUCAAUCCUGCGUUAGCUCUUUUGAUGAGAAGGAAAUAAACCAAACCAGCCACUUGCA
Messenger RNA from Symphalangus syndactylus (siamang), 9747 nucleotides. RefSeq names its product ST8 alpha-N-acetyl-neuraminide alpha-2,8-sialyltransferase 5 (gene ST8SIA5). The record is from RefSeq and is a predicted model, not a curated record. Gene Ontology annotation, molecular function: alpha-N-acetylneuraminate alpha-2,8-sialyltransferase activity. Gene Ontology annotation, biological process: N-glycan processing; oligosaccharide metabolic process. NCBI's taxonomy places the organism in Eukaryota, Metazoa, Chordata, Mammalia, Primates, Hylobatidae.